Coffea arabica (coffee) is the source of this 1305-nucleotide messenger RNA. RefSeq lists its product as uncharacterized. Gene Ontology annotation, cellular component: cytoplasm. The record is from RefSeq and is a predicted model, not a curated record. Lineage: Eukaryota; Viridiplantae; Streptophyta; Magnoliopsida; Gentianales; Rubiaceae. Gene Ontology annotation, biological process: protein folding.
GCAUUUCUUUGCGGACGAAAAAUACCAGAAAGUUCCCCUCCAAAUUCCAUAAAAAAUAACCCUCACAUGAGUCUCCUCUUAAUCAAUUUCAUGUCAGUAAUUUGAUUUCAAACCAAAGACAGAAUAACGGAACGAAAACAGAAGAGGUGCAAGACAUCAGUACAUCCUGGAAUUCAAGCUAUUACCGGGAGAACGAAUGCGCAUGGUGGAAGAUAUCACUUUGUUUGAGGAUUCCUAGAUCUGUUGGAGUAUAAGGAUUGUCAACAAGGGCAUUGUUUUCAACAAAAAUAAUGGCAGAUUACCAUUUUGUGUACAAGGAUCUGGAAGGUGCCUCGACGCAAUGGGACGAUAUCCAGAGAAAAUUAGGGAACCUUCCUCCCAAACCCCCUGCUUUCAAGCCCCCUUCUUUCACCCCAGCCGAAGACCCCGACUCAAAGCCCAAAGACAAGGCCUGGGUCGAUGACAAGACCGAAGAAGAACUUGAAGACCUUGAAGAUGAUCUUGACGAUGAUCGCUUCCUCCAAGAGUACAGGAAGAAGAGGUUGGCAGAGAUGAGAGAAUUUGCCAAAAUUGUGAGGUUUGGGUCAGUGAUGCCGAUUUCUGGAUCUGAUUUUGUGCGAGAAGUUUCACAAGCACCAGCAGAUGUUUGGGUUGUGGUGGUUCUUUACAAGGACGGACACGCCGAUUGCGAGCUUCUUUUGCAAUGUUUGGAAGAACUGGCUCAAAGAUAUCCGGCAACCAAGUUUGUGAAAAUUAUAUCUACUGACUGCAUUCCUAACUAUCCUGAUCAAAAUAUUCCAACUCUUUUGGUGUACAACAACAGUGCAGUCAAAGCAAACUAUGUGGGUCUCCGUAGCUUUGGUCGGAAAUGCACACCUGAAGGUGUUGCAUUAGUUCUCUGUCAGUCGGAUCCAGUUCUCAAUGAUGGUCAGGGUGGGGGUGAACAGUCUAAGAAAGAUGUUCUUGAUGGAGUCAGGAAGAGGUUUAUAGAGAAGGUUGUGACAGCGCGCGAAGAUGAUGACGGAUCUUCAAGUGAUUAGACUAGGACUUUUUCUCCCUUGUCUUGGACAGUUUAUUUCUUUUUUAUCUCCUUUAGGUUAUCUGUCAACUUAAGGUUUUGGUUUGCAACUAUGGAGAUAUUGUCUGAUAUUUUCCCCAUUAUUAUGCUUUAGUUUAGUUUUGCGGCAGGGUAUCCCAGAUCUUGAUGUGCUUGUUCCAUUUGGCUCUCAUGUACUUUCAUUCUAGUUGCAAUGAAAAAUUAUUUUGUUCGUGGUGCUGUUUUAAAUGAGUGGAUUGUAAUUUACU